This is a messenger RNA of Lactuca virosa, 1827 nucleotides long. NCBI's taxonomy places the organism in Eukaryota, Viridiplantae, Streptophyta, Magnoliopsida, Asterales, Asteraceae. The record is from the annotation of a GenBank genome assembly.
CCCCGGUUCUCUUUUUCCUUUCCAUCUUAUCUGUUUGGUUUCUCUUUGGAAGCGAUUGAGCACCGCCAUGACCACCAUCUGCUUCAGUUCGGGUGUGGACUCCAUCGGAAGAAAAAAGUAGAAGAAUAAUUGAGGUUGCGGAGAACUUCAGUUGCUCAACACCGCAUCGAUUUUCUUUCUUCUUCGCAUUCAAUCCACGAUUUCAGAUUUCCCAUGUUUGUUAGAUCUUCGAUUUUAGGGGAUUCAGUUUCUGGUGAUGCGUCUCUCCACCGCUGUUCUGAUUACCUUCUCUCUAAAAUCGUCAAUCAUGACCAUUGUCUCUGUUUACGCUCAAACAUACGCCUCCACAGGGGAUUGAUAGCGCUCAUCAGCGACCAGCACUUCCCACGUGACCCUUCCGUUCGCUACUCUGGGACGAAGAUGGAGGAAGUGUGAACUGCAAACAAACAUGAAACGGUGGUGUUGAAAAAGAAGUGUAACUGACCAUACAUGAAGGGAUCAAUCGGUGAAAGGAGGCAAAUGAAGCUGAUAUGUGUUACCAACAGAAAAAAAUUUACCUUUACCGUUUUCCCUUUGAUUAGGCUGAGGGGAAAUUUCAUCUUAUUUUGGUGUCAAUGGAGUACUACAAUCAGAGGGAGGUUAAAUUGUUUGAAGUUCGAAAGGGAGCAAUGCAGCAUCAUUGCCCUCUAUGGGUUGAGAUAGGACCAAUUUCCGGUGAUUGAUAUUCGCUAGCAUCGGCGUUGUGUUGGGCGUGUGCGACAGAGAUGGUCUGGCCGACGGUGACCAAAAGCCUUUCAAAAACAUGAAGAAACCACCAUUGCCAUUUGUAGUUGAUGAAAUCAUUCAGACCAGAAGGAGAAAAGGAAGAAAGAUUUUUAACAUGAAUUGCAAAUUGUUACAAAUGAUGAAGUAGGUGAUUACAUGUUUCCUCACCAUUAUAGUCAGGUAAGUAGAACUCUGCGGGAAAAAGACUUGGAAAAGGCUUAAAGACCGUCUAUAUUGGCUGCUAUGGACUGCGUUAAGAUUUUUUCUUUCUUUUUUUUUGUUUUAUAGUUUUAAUUCGCAACAUCAACUGUGAAAAAACCCAAACCCAAAGGUCAAUCCAGACAUAAAAUUCUAUUUGUUGACCAUUCUUGUGGUCAAUCACAACAAAAUGGUCCAUUUGGUGAUAGUAAGGGUAAAAUGGUCAUUUAGUCUCAUACAAAUGGUUUAUUUACUGUAGAAAAGAAACACAACUUCUGUAUACAACAUUACAUCAUUUACACAUUCAGGCACAUUACCCAUACAUGACUUAAUGGGAACAAAAUAUGUGGUGUUUACUUUUUUUACAAAGUUGUCUUAUAUUUCAAAAAAAUUAUCGACAUUUUUGCCCUUUUCAAAGGUUCUUGAAGGCAGAUCUUAUCUUCUACAACAUCCAUGGGUGGGAAUUGUGAACAGAUUACAAGCUGAUAUUAUAAAAAAAAAAAUACCGAUAUGAUAUUCGUAAGGCGAAUGGAACAAGAGUAUUUUUAUACAAGUACUGAUUAUGGACUCCUGGCGAGGAAAAUGGGUUCAGAAUAUCUACCAAAGCUUCUCUCAUAGGUGCUUAAUUAUUUAUCGAUUUCCGUGGAUUACGAUACUUCAUGGGCUUUAAUACUGGCUGCACUCUCUGAUCUAGUGACCUACCCACUUUGUAUUUUAUUUAACUGAUCUUUGUUUUUAUUUAAUUAUGGAGUGAUUAUUUAAAACACUUAACCAUGCUGAAUAUGUAAUUGCAGGGACAAUAAUCAUUUCAUCAACUACUUCAUUUUCUAAAUUUCUAUAUAAGACCUAUCAAAAAAUCUCCUG